CUGUCAUUAUUACUGCCUGCCUGUUAAAAGGGUGAGCAAGGCUGGCUUCUUCUCUUUCCCUGCCCCUGACCUGCCAUCACAUCCUUCAGCACUGAUGGUGAAGGUGCUUCACGCUCCCCGCAGAGAACGGCCUCCUGGCAGAGCACACAAUGCAGACCAAUCUGCAUGCCCUUAAGAAGAUCCUGGCCUUCUGGACUGCAUCACAACGGGACACACAUGCAGGAAAAGGAUGCACUGACCUGUCUCCCAGCCCACUCAGUCCGGAUUGUGUGACCACUGAGUUUCAGCCCAGCAAAACCACAUGGUCGGGAGGAGUUAAGUUACGGCUGAAGACCAGGCGGAGUGAAACUCCAGGCCGGCCUCAUUCCUGGCAUUCAAGCAAACUUGCGGAGAACCAGCCCAAUCCCAGCAUGAUGCAAAUAUCUCAGGGUACGCUUGGCACCCCUUGGCAUCAGUCCUACCACUCCAGCUCCUCCACCAGUGAUCUCUCUGGCUAUGAGCAUGGCUAUCUGAGGAGAAGUCCUGACCAAUACAGCUCCCGGGGCAGCAUGGAGAGCUUGGAUCACUCCUCCCCCAGCUACCACCCUUGUCACCUGUCCCCAGCCAAGUCCACCAACAGCACCGAUCAGCUCUCCCACCUCCACAACAAGAGAGACUCUGCCUACAGCUCCUUCUCCACCAACUCCAGCAUCCCCGAGUACCCUGCUCUUCCAUUCAGCAAGGAGUACUCCUGCUCCACAGACAGCACGCAGCCCCAAGGCGGCCCUCACGAGAGGAUGAGGCAAGCUGACAUCAGGUAUGUCAAGACAGUCUAUGAUGCCCAGCAGGGGAUCUCCAAGGAAUAUGAGGUGAAGUCCUCUGCCUUGCUUCCAAGCUGUGAGGCUCAGGCUUCACUGGACGGUUGUGGCCACAGCAGGCUCUUCAGCCGGCACAAGACAGCUCCCUCCUGGGCUCAGCCAGGCCAGGGCUCCUUGGACAGCAAAACCCAACCGCCCAAGGGACCUCCCUUGCCUCCCACCCGCAGUGACAGCUAUGCAGCAAUCAGACAUCACGAGAGGCCCAGCUCAUGCACUGGCCUUGAUCUGAACAAGCCUGGUCGAACACAGCUGAAAGGGACCUGGCCUCUGUUUGUCAGCACCCUGUCCCAGGGGCCAGUGCUGAAAACCCCCUUUGGAGAAGGACAUCUGCACACCGUGGUGGAGAAUAGCCCAGAGAGCAGCCCCAUCAUGAAGCCCAAGCAGAGCUACUCCCAGCCAGCGCAGCCAGGGCAGCCCCUGCUGCCUACUGGUGUCUACCCAGUACCCUCCCCAGAGCCGCACUAUGCCCAGGUGCCCCAGCCUUCUGUAAGCAGUAAUGGGAUGCUUUAUCCAGCACUGGCCAAAGAAAGUGGGUACCCUCCUCCAAUUCCAGCCUCUUAUGACAAGGCCAUAGCCAGCAGCACCCAGGGCCUUGACGAGAAUGAAAGCCAAAGCACUACAAACAGAUCGACCAUCUUCUACCAGCCCCUAGCAGCUGAGAUAAAGCACGAUGCUGCAGCAAAGGCUCUUCAGCAAAAAGCUCCAAGCGUGGCAGGCCCAGAAGUCUGCCUGACCACCUCAAGAAGGGAGGAGUUGUUACCUCCUUACAAAGGAGUACACAGCAGCCGAGAGACCUGCACGAGUACUGCACAGGUCUCCAAACACAGCUUUCAAGCUCCGCAGCCCCAGCUGAGGGAUCCUGGUGAGAGAAGAGACCAUCACGAGCCCAAAGAGGACUGGACAGCUGCAUCCCAGGAGGACAAAAAUGGCAGUGCACAGAUAAACGAGAGAGAUGCUGCUGCUCAGCACCAGUGGUGUCACAGCAAGGCCCAGCUGUAUGGCUUCUCCUCCCUGCAGAACAUCCCAGAGAGCUCCAGGAGGCAAAGCAACCCUGAGGUCAGAGAUGUGCAACUGGGUGAGAGUUAUUCCAACACCAAACCGUCCUUCUUGAGCAGUAGCAGCAAAGAGAAGGAUCACAGGGGACAGGGGCACAAACAGUGGAGUGAUGUGGACCCACAGGCCUUUCCAAGGCAGGAGGAGGGAGGCAGGAGUGUCACUCCAUUCCAUGCUGCUGAGCCAAAGUGUGAGGAGCCCCCUUCUCCACAGCACCCAAAGACCUCUGAUUUCGGGAGGAGCCAGCUCAGCUCUAGCAGCACCCAAAGCUUUCCCUAUGGCAAACCAGAUGCUGGCAAGUCCCGCUGCUCGGUGCUGGAAAAGGUCAGCCAGUUUGAGCAGCGAGAGCAAAGCACUAACCAGCCCCAGGGUGCUGGUAUUCCCAGCUUUGGCCAGCACUACGGGCCGACCAGGACCAGCCAGCCCUCCAGCGUGAGGUGCUCUCUGUACAGCCUGGAGGACAUGCAGAGCAAGUUCCGUGAGCCCAGCCAGCUGCCCUGCGAGCCAGGCAGGGUCUCCAGCCCCUCCAUCAGGAAUGGGAAGCUGGAGGAGGCUGACUGGCGCCCUGUAGAGCUGCAAAUGGUGGCUUCGGUGAAGCAGGCAAGACCCAGCGAAUACUACAACCUGUGUCCUGAAAAUGAAGCACAAAUAAGGGCAGCUCAGCUCCCAAGGAGUAAAAGCACAUUCCAGCUGGGAGCUGAGCCUGAGAAGGAAGUCCUAUGGAAGGAUAACAUCCACGAUGCCCACGGAUCGCAGCUGGACACACCAUUUAACAGAGCUUACAGGAACAGCAUUAAAGAUGCUCAGUCCAGGGUCCUGAGGGCAACUUCCUUCCGUCGCAUCAGCCCCCCAUUCGGGAGCACACCCAAGAGGACGACACAGAGGCCUGCUUCAGCCCAUGUGGGCAUGAGGAGCGUGGUGACAUCUCCACACACCCCGAAAGAGAGGCACAGUAUCACCCCAACAGAAGGCAGCCUGUCCGCCCUGGACUACACCAAGACACAGCAGGUCUUGCGCAUCGGGGGCCGAAAGCGGCUGACAGCAGAGCAAAAGAAGCGGUCUUACUCGGAGCCAGAGAAGAUGAACGAGGUGGGCAUCUCUGAUGGGGAGCCAUCGCCUUUCUCCUUGCAGAAGAAAAGCAUCCAUUUUGUGUUCCCAGAGAAUACGGUGGCUGAUCGGCGUAAGAUCUUCGAAGGGGAUAGCAAAGCUUCUUCCACAGCCAGCCUCUCCAAGCCGGAGCUCAAGCAGCUCCAGCAGACCGCCCUUGCUGACUACAUUGAGCGCAAAACAGGGAGACGUCCAUCCUCACAAGACAUGGGGCUGCUGAGGGAGCGAUCCCACAGCUCCUACCUACAGCCGUGUGGCCCAGACAGCCAGAGCCUUUCUUCUGCCUCCAGCAUGAACUCUCUCCAGGACCAGAACCUUUACCGCCGGAGAGAGUCCAUAGAGCGGAUAUCCAGGACAAGGCAGAUAUCUUCUACUCUUCCUCCUGGUCUGAUGGGCUGCUUUGACAUGAGUGGAGAUGAGAAGAAGACAGGGUGCCAGGACAGCUCGGUCACAAGCCGACCGAGAACAGAGAGGUGCCGGGAUUACAGAGCCAAAACAGAGCUCAUCAAAGGCACGCAGACAGACCCUUUGGGCAUGCAGGGCCAGCAUCGCUACAGAAAGCAGGUCUUUGAGAUACCCUCCACUGCCAGGAAAUCUGGGAAAUCAGUGUCUGUGGAAGACUUGCUUGAUAGAUAUGACAAUCAGACAUUCCCUGUGCAUAUACGUUCCAGGUCGUCUCCCACAGCAGAUAAGAAACACCAGGACCUGCUGAGAAGGGAAAGCAGUGAAUUUGGCCCCAUGGUGAGAGAUCCAGUCUACGUGGUCAGUGCAGGAGCCAGGUCUUUCAGCAAGAAAGAAAGAAGCCACUCAGAAAAAAUGGCAUUCACCAGUUAUUAUCCCCAUCCUCACCACAGCAGCCAGGUGGUCACCGGGUCCACCACACUGAACGAGAACCACAAGCUCUCAGAACUUUCCAGGCCAGAUAGCAGGACUUCUGUGUUUGUCUCAUCCCCGACAGAGGCAAGGAGUCACUAUCCUGAGCAAAAGCAAGGCUUUAAAUCCUUGUUCCUUAACCUUACUCAUGGAUCUGGCCAGUCCUCCCCCAGUACACCCACCCCGGCUCCCUCAGACUUCCAGAGUGCAAGUGAUGGCCAGGCUCUGAGACAGCACCAUGCCAGACGAGAUGGUGUUCCCCCUGAGAGCAAUGGUAAUAUUCAGGCACAGUCUUUGGAUGCUGUCCAGGAUAGAUCCUCCAAGACUCCCACAGAAGACAUGAUGCGGAGAAGGAAGGCUGGGCUGCUCCACAGAUCUGUGCCACCCAAAGUGGUGUGGGCCCAUUCAGUCAAAGACAACAGCUACCUGAGGGCUAUGGUGUCUCCUCCACAGUUCCCGCAGAGGUGGCAGUCCCUGCCGACACAGAGCAGCACUUCUUCUGACCCAGAGACUCCUUCUCCCCAGGAGACAACCCCUCUGCGGAUCUCAGAGUCAGGGUUGCAGCUCACACCCCCACUGCUGCAGGAUGAGGAGGAUGAUGAGGUGUUUGUCAUCCCUUCCCAGCCCAGGGCCGUUGCACCAGCCUUCUCACCCACCUCACUGCCAUCCCAGCCUCUUCCUGAGCUGAGCUCUUACACUUCUGCCAACAGCACAGAGGAAUUCCCUCCUCCUCCUGUGGCCCCUGAGGGGAAUGGGGCAUCUGGAGACAACUCCACCAGUCUCACAGAGGACGCCAAAGUGAGCAGCUUCAAAAGCUUUCCCAAAGCCCUGGCUGAGUGGGAGAUAACAGGAUGGGGCAGCGGUGUCCAUGAAAAUAAUUGUCCCCUCUCCCCAUCUGCAUCAAAGAGGACUAGCUCUCCAUCUGCUGUGGAUAAACAGCACCAGUUACCUGCUGCUUCUGAAGCGCCUCAAAGUACUGAUAGGCAGCCCAUAACUCAACCUGAAGGAAACCACAGUGAGCCAGCAGUCAUCACCAGAGAACUGGAAAAAGGCAGCCUGGAUUCCGGGAUACAGAGUGCAGCAUCUCCAGUGAAAACAAAAACCCUAGAGGAUAUUAAGUCAGAAGCUCUAGCAAAAGAAAUUGUCCAUAAAGACAAGUCUCUGGCUGAUAUCCUGGAUCCAGAUUCCAAAAUGAAAACAACCAUGGACUUAAUGGAAGGGCUUUUCCCCAGUGGAACCAGCUUGCUGAAAGAGAACAACAUGAAGAGGAAGAUGACACAGAAGAAAGCUAACAGGACAGUGGCUGAAGAUGACACGAGAGAAGAAAAGGAAGCUCCUGUAACCCUGGUCACCUGUCCUGCAUAUUACAGUGUUUCAGCACCCAAGGCAGAACUGCUGAAUAAAAUCAAGGACUUGCCAGAAGAAGAAGGUGAGGAAGAGGAGCUGCUGGACAUAAAUGAGAAGAAGGCUGAGCUCAUCGGGAGCUUAACCCACAAGCUGAAAAUCCUGAAGGAAGCCAAGGAGGGCCUGCUUGCAGACAUCAAGAUGAAUAAUGCUCUUGGAGAGGAGGUGGAGCUGUUGAUCAGCAAGCUAUGCAAACCUAACGAGUUUGACAAGUACAAGAUGUUCAUUGGCGAUUUGGAUAAGGUGGUGAACCUCUUGCUCUCCCUCUCUGGACGCCUGGCCCGUGUAGAGAACGUUCUGAGCAGUCUGGGGGAAGAUACCAGCAGUGAAGAGCGGAGCUCACUGAAUGAGAAGAGGAAGCUGCUGGCUGGCCAGCAUGAAGAUGCCCGGGAACUGAAGGAAAACCUUGACCGUCGAGAACGGGUGGUCUUGGAGAUCCUGGGCAACUACCUCUCUGAGGAGCAGCUCCAGGAUUACCAGCACUUUGUAAAGAUGAAGUCUGCACUCCUCAUAGAGCAGCGAGAGCUAGACGAUAAAAUCAAACUGGGUCAGGAGCAGCUCAAGUGCCUGAUGGAGAGCCUCCCUGCAGACUUCACACCCAGGGAUGCAAAGGCAGCAGCUGCCCUAGCUGCAGCACUUGCUACCUCUGCAGGGGUCGGUGGUAAAACACCUCCAGCGGUCUCCUCAUUCUAACCUUUCCCUGGGAUACACUCCUCCUGCUCAAGUCUAUUUAAUCCAGGUACUUGGCAGAUGGUUCUCUACAAAGACAAUGAACAGAGACAGGUUUAGAAUAAGAUUUUAACAAAGGAAAAAGAAAAAUAAAGGUUUUAUUUUCCUUUUCUUCCACCUCUGCUUCCUGGAAAUGUAAAACAGUGCGGAGGGAAAUCUCCUCCUGCCAGAGAUGGGGAAGAGUCUCAGGAGGAUUGAAGACACACAUGAAUAACAAAUAUGACCUCCUCUCUUCUCUUCCUUUUCUGCCUGCCUGGCACCUCAUUAAAUAAUGAAGGAUCUGAAAGAAUGAAGCCUUAAAAAUAAAACCCAACCCAUUCUACUGAACAUUAUUGAUAUUUAUAUUUUUAAAAGAACAAAACAGAAUGUGUAAGUUUUUGUACAUACCCUAAUCAGUUUCUUGAUUCUACUUUGCUCUGUAUGUAGAAAAGACAUUUAAUUUUGUAUUUUGUGAAAACCUUAACAAAAAGAGGGAACCCCAAAGAUAGUCAUGCGUUAGCUUGGAACAUCUCUUUGUGGUUUUGUUGCUGUUGUUGUUUUUUAAUGUAAUAAAGGGCUACCAGAAGAAGCUUCAA
Melopsittacus undulatus (budgerigar) is the source of this 6598-nucleotide messenger RNA. RefSeq names its product shroom family member 3 (gene SHROOM3). Gene Ontology annotation, cellular component: cortical actin cytoskeleton; apical junction complex; apical plasma membrane. The transcript is spliced from 10 exons. The record is from RefSeq and is a predicted model, not a curated record. Gene Ontology annotation, molecular function: actin filament binding. Gene Ontology annotation, biological process: actin filament organization. The coding region runs from base 150 to 5987 and encodes 1945 amino acids. Lineage: Eukaryota; Metazoa; Chordata; Aves; Psittaciformes; Psittaculidae.